Candidula unifasciata is the source of this 235-nucleotide messenger RNA. The record is from the annotation of a GenBank genome assembly. Lineage: Eukaryota; Metazoa; Mollusca; Gastropoda; Stylommatophora; Geomitridae.
AUGUACGCGAUAUCUACAGCUCUCUCAACGUAUACGGAACCAGUCGUACACGACAGCAGAAAGCUGUCUAUGGCCACAGAUCUCAUCAGUGACAGUCUGAGGCAGACUCUGCAGUGGAUCGUUUACUGUGUCAUAGGUCAAAGUAUCGUUGUGUUUGGUAUCGCAGCCAACAUCGUCAACAUCGUCUGUUUCGUGCGGCAGGGCUUUAGAGAGCCAAUCAACGUCAGUCUGCUAG